This is a messenger RNA of Lethenteron reissneri (Far Eastern brook lamprey), 3442 nucleotides long. Its product is annotated as zinc finger protein 497-like. Gene Ontology annotation, cellular component: nucleus. Gene Ontology annotation, molecular function: DNA-binding transcription activator activity, RNA polymerase II-specific; RNA polymerase II cis-regulatory region sequence-specific DNA binding. NCBI's taxonomy places the organism in Eukaryota, Metazoa, Chordata, Hyperoartia, Petromyzontiformes, Petromyzontidae. Gene Ontology annotation, biological process: regulation of transcription by RNA polymerase II. The record is from RefSeq and is a predicted model, not a curated record.
CACUACACCACUACUACCAUCACCACAACCACUACUACACUACCACCACUACUACUACACCACCACUACACCACCACCACUACUACUACCACCACUACACCACCACCACUACUACCAUCACCACAACCACUACACCACCACUACUACUACUGCUACUACACCACCGCUGCUACUACUACACCACCACUACUACUACACUACCACCACUACUACUGCUACUACACCACCGCUGCUACUACUACACCACCACCACUACACCAUCACCACUACACCACUACCACUACUACACCACAACCACUACCAUCACCACCACUACCAUCACCACCACUACCACCAGCACUACACCACCAGCACUACACCACCACCACUACUACCACUACACCACCACAACCACCACUACACCAUCACUGCACAACCACCACUACUACUACCACCACUACAUCACCAAUACCACUACACCACCAAUACCACUACUACACCACCACUGCCACUACUACCACCACCACUACUACCACUACCACCACCACUACUACCACCACCACUGCACCACUACCACCACCACUACAUCACCACCACUACACCACCACCACUGCACCACUACCACCACCACUGCAUCACCACCACUACUACCACCACCACUGCACCACUACCACCACCACUGCACCACUACCACCACCACUGCACCACUACCACCACCACCACCACACAGAGACAUCAUUGUGGUGGUGGUCACGGCAGCGGCUCCAUGCUGCUGACUAUCCCCGGCAAGGGGCCAUCGGCGCUUCCUUGUCCUUCGAACGCUCACGCUUGUCACAAUUAAAGCAACAACAACAGCAGCAACAACAACAGCAACAACAACAGCAACAACAACAGCAGCAACAACAACAACAACUACACAGCUAACAUAAGGACAGCAGCGACAAAGUGCCAGAUAACGGGCGGUGAGUGGUAUAAAGGACAUUGACAGUUUAGCCGUUCAUAAAGUCAACGUUUGCCGCAGUAGAGUUAAUGACUUUGGACGAUUUUAGGGUGAGGUUGGGUGUUGUCGACCUUACUACUGCAACAACCGCCACGACAACAACAACAACAACGGCGGUGGUGGUGGGACCUAUCAGCAGGAGGAAAGCCAAGGCAAGGAGAGCGAUGGGAAGCCGUUCCGUUCCCUCGGGGGGACCGCACGGAGUGGAUCCCGGCUCCGACUUUUGGCAUCACAUGGCGGAGAAACCCGAAGCACCAGUUGACUACGAAGACCGCGGUGGGCACGACAGCAGCAGCGACGACGUUGACACCGGCCACCGUGACGCCGUGGCAGAGCAGACGUCGGCGCCCGGGGGAGCCCAGGAGCCGCUGAACGCGGCUUGGAGCGCGGAGACGGAGGAGAUGGCCCCCGCAGACGCCAGCGACCGUGAGGAACUCAUCUCCGCUAGCGUAGGGCGGCACGUCACCGCCAGGCCCGCCGAGAGCCCGCCGGACCCGCCGGCAGGCCGCGCCGGCAGGGGGAGGCCCGCGCGGGCCUACCGCAGGCGGCGGACGGCGCGCGAGCGAAGCACCACGUGCGAGGAGUGCGGCAAGGAGUUCUCCAACGUGUCCAACCUCAACAAGCACCGCAAGUCGCACGCGCGCCGCCGCGCCGCGCCGCCCGUCCGCUCCGGAGACGGCGACGCCGUGGCAGAGCAGACGCCGGCGGACGGGGAGCUGCUGGACGUCACUUGGGGCGCGGAGACGGAGGAGUUGGCGCCCGCGGACGCCAGCGACCUCGCCGCCAGGCCUGCGGACAGCCCGCCGGACCCACCGGCAGGCCGCGCCGGCAGGGGGAAGCCCGGGCGGGCCUACCGCAGGCGGCGGACGGCCCGCGAGCGAAGCACCACCUGCGAGGAGUGCGGCAAGGAGUUCUCCAACGUGUCCAACCUCAACAAGCACCGCAAGUCGCACGCGCGCCGCCGCGCUGCGCCGCCCGUCCGCUACGGAGACGGCGACAACGGCGACAACGGCCACGACAACCACGACGACCGCGACGAUCGCGACGCCUGUGAACGUGACGCCGUGGCAGAGCAGACGCCGGCGCCCAGGGGAGCCGUGAGUCCCGAGGGCACCCAGGAGUCGCAGGGCGAGGAGCUGCUGGACGCGGCUUGGAGCGCGGAGACGGAGGAGAUGGCCCCCGCGGACGCCAGCGACCGUGAGGAACUCAUCUCCGCUAGCGUGGCGCGGCACGUCACCGCCAGACCCGCGGAGAGGCCGCCGGACCUGCCGGGGGUGGGGGCCUAUUUCGUCGGAGAGCGUCCCAAGCGUGCCUACCGCAAGCGUCGGACGCGCGAGCGCAGCACCACGUGCGACGAGUGCGGCAAAGGCUUCUCCAACGUCUCCAACCUCAACAAGCACCGCAAGUCGCACGCCGGCGAGCGCCCGCACGCGUGCGCGGACUGCGGCAAGCGCUUCAUGAGCCGCUCGGACCUGCGCAAGCACGAGGACACGCACACAGGCGCCCGCUCCAACGCUUGCGCGGACUGCGGCGCCACCUUCUCCAACCGCUCGAACCUGUGGAAGCACGAGCGCACGCACGCCGGCGCCCUGACCCAUGCCUGCGCCCACUGCGGCAAGUCCUUCCUGUGGACGUCGCAGCUGCGCCAGCACCUAAUGACUCACACGGGAGAGCGGCCGCACGUCUGCCCCGACUGCGGCCGACGCUUCGUGCAGCCGUGCAACCUGCGGGAGCACGCCAAGACGCACGCCGCCGCCGCCGCCGCUGGGCAAGGCGUCACCGGCGCCGCCGGCGCCAGCGACGCCGUCGAGGGGGACGGGGAGAACGCGGCGAGCGGCGGCGCCCACAGGCGUCUGCCCCACGCUUGCCCCGAGUGCGGCCGCCACUUCGCGACGGCGUCGGCGCUCGAGGCGCAUCUGCGGGCGCACGAGGUCGCGGCCACGGCCGCCGCCGCGGCGACGGUGCACGCUUGCGCCGAGUGCGGCAAGGUGUUCGCCGACGCCAAGGCGGUGCGGCGGCACCGGCUGACGCACUCGGGCGAGCGGCCGUACGCGUGCGGGGAGUGCGGCCGCACGUUCCCGCGCACCUGUAGCCUCCGCAAGCACCGGCGCACGCACGCCGGUCAGCGGUCGCAUGGUUGCCGCGAGUGCCGCCGCAAGUUUCCGAACGUCGCAGCGCUGCGGAAGCACCAGAAGACGGUGCACCGGGCGAGCGGAGGGACGGCGGCGGCGGCGCGGGGGGGAGCGCUGGGUUGCCAGGAAUGCGCCGAGGGCUUUGCGGACAUCGAGGACUUGCGCCGGCACGAGAUGACGCACACGCACGCUCGCGCCCGGCCCCACGUGUGCCAGGAGUGCGGCCGAAGUUUCUCGCUACUGGCCAGCUACAAGAAGCACUGCCACUCGCACGACACUGCCAAGUCCUAGAAAUCUUCUUGGUUCUUUCGGUAGAGUCACGUAGAAGGGA